Emiliania huxleyi CCMP1516 is the source of this 342-nucleotide messenger RNA. RefSeq lists its product as hypothetical. The record is from RefSeq and is a predicted model, not a curated record. Bases 1 to 342 code for a protein of 113 amino acids. The transcript is spliced from 3 exons. NCBI's taxonomy places the organism in Eukaryota, Haptophyta, Isochrysidales, Noelaerhabdaceae.
AUGCUGCACCCUGACGCGGUGCGUGCGCAGCGCCAACCGUCGCCGGCCCAGACUGAGGACUCGGACGGCCAGGGGCCGACAACUGAUCGAGGCUCGCCGGAACAACUGUCGCCGGGGAGUGGAAAUGUCGUAACAGUGCCGCUGCAGCGCUGCGCUCUCCCUUUGCGGCCUCCCGGCCACGAGAUAGCCGCGCGGUCGCAGUCGCCGGCCGUUGCACAGAUGCGGCGGGUGCAACCGCGCGUAUACGCGUCCGCCGCGGCGGAGAGGCGUCGCGUGUUUGAAGUCUUGGUGCAGAGUGGCGCCCGCGCGCCAGAGUCCGUUGCAGCUGCAGCCGGCAGCUAA